AUGGCCCAGCAGGGACAACCGCAGCAGGUAGCACCAGCGGCACCGGCGCCACAACUGCCACACGUUCCACGGGUGGGAAAAGCCUUCAAUGUGCUCGUGAUCCGGGAUUACCUACGAAAGGUUCAGGCCUCCGCGCCUAACGUGCCCCAGGAUGACUCCUCCUACGCCGGUAGGAUGCUUGUAUCAUGCUUUACUUAUUGUUUGCUUGUAGGAAAGCCGGACUCUUCUAUCAUAAGAUUCAAUCAUCACCCGUCAACCAUGGCACAACAGGGACAACCGCAAACAGUGGCACCAGUGGAACCAUGCUGGAAUUACCCGAUCUAUCAGGCGUACCUCGCCCGGAUUGACCCGGCUGCGCAGCCCUACCGUAACGUCGUCGAUCACUUCUGGUUCAAUCUUCUACGCCAGUAUUUUGCUUUAUCGGAAGACUGUGCCUACGAGAGAUAUACAUGCACUAACCAUCCGAGACCCAGACGACAUUGGAAUGUCUUUCUAACCAACCUUCGUGAUCAACAAGCGCGCCACGUCAUCGCCAUCGAAGCGAGGUGGUUUCCGACCGACACCGCAUCCGGUUGGCAGAAUGACUACGACUGGACAGAUGUCCGGGAGACACUCCGAAGUCAUAUGCUCCGGGAUCAGACCAUGCGAACGACCAUGCAAACCACGUACGGUAUCGUGGCAGUUGGGGACCGGGUUCGCUUUUACUACAUGUCCAGGAACGAUUUGGAAGGUGAACUUUGCACCUGA
Messenger RNA from Aspergillus niger, 747 nucleotides. RefSeq lists its product as hypothetical. The transcript has 3 exons. The record is from RefSeq and is a predicted model, not a curated record. Bases 1 to 747 code for a protein of 248 amino acids. NCBI's taxonomy places the organism in Eukaryota, Fungi, Ascomycota, Eurotiomycetes, Eurotiales, Aspergillaceae.